AUGAGUUUCAUUUUUUCCCAAACACAUAUUCGUGCUUUCCUUCCGUUAGCACCACGGGAGUCUCAGCCCAUUGGCCGUUAAAAAUUAAUGACGUGGACCAUUAUUCCGUCCAAAUGGAGCCCGCGUGGCUGUAACAUGGCCAUGUCAUUAAUUUUUUUUGAAUUAGAUACAGUAAUGGUUUUAGAGCGUUUCAUUAACAUCAAACGAGAAAUUAGGUUGAAGGUUUGGCGGUCGGAGAAGAAGCUGAGUCCAAAAAUCUUGCUGGUCUUUAUCAAACUGGUAAUGGAUGAUGACAGAGUGAACUUGUGGAUUCACCAUGGUGGGAAAUGGGAUUGUCCGAAAAAGAAGAAACAAUAUUUGGGAGGUGAGGUCAAGAUAAUGGAGAAUGUGGACAUAGACUUCCUUAGUAUGUUUGAGUUAGAAGGGUUAUACUAAUGGGGUAGAUAUGUGGUUUAGAAGGUUUAGUGAGAUGUGUGGGCCUGUUUCUUUGCAACAAAUUGGUUGUGAUAAAGAUGUGCAGGACAUGUUGGUUUGCAAGAUACUGGGCUACCAAAAACCCGACUCGGACCGAAUAUGAUGGGCUUCGUUCCGGUCCCUAAUUUUCAUAACCGAGACCUUCCGGGUAAUUUCCGGGUUUAGCAAAAACCCGACCCAGACCAGACCGAUCCCACCCCUACAAAAAAGUGCAAUCAUUUCAAUUUUGAAAUCUUCUGAAAAAACAAAAUGAUUUUUAUUAGAUAUUUUCUCGUUCUUAAGGUCCUUAAACAAAC
Messenger RNA from Cuscuta epithymum, 770 nucleotides. NCBI's taxonomy places the organism in Eukaryota, Viridiplantae, Streptophyta, Magnoliopsida, Solanales, Convolvulaceae. The record is from the annotation of a GenBank genome assembly.